CGAGGAUAUAAUAGUCAUCUUAAAGAAAUGGCCUUUGAAUUCUUCAGGGCCUCUGGCCACUGUCCACCGACGAGGCAAUUAUAUAUAUAUUGAAUCGUGAUUCGUGACAUUUCGCCUCUCUCCAAUUCCCAGAGCUUCACGAUCUGUAUUGCUUCAUAAGUCUCUGCUACACAGCUACUUCUCACUCAAUUCGGCGUGAAUCAAUCCAACUAAAGAUCUGACACAAAAUCACCAAGAAAAUGAUCAAAAUGGACUUCUCUGAUAAAUUCAAGAUCUGGGUAUUGUUAAUCUGUUUGAUAUUUCAAUUGGGUCACGGGUUUUACCUGCCGGGUAGCUACCCUCACAAUUAUGGUGUUGGGGAUUUCUUGUCUGUGAAGGUGAAUUCACUCACUUCAAUUGAUACUGAAAUCCCUUUUAGCUAUUAUAGCUUACCCUUUUGUAAGCCCCCAGAGGGUGUGAAGGACAGUGCUGAAAACCUUGGUGAGCUCCUUAUGGGUGAUAGGAUUGAGAAUUCUCCGUAUAGGUUUAAGAUGUACACCAAUGAGACAGAGAUCUUUCUGUGUCAAACCAAGCCAUUAUCGGGCGAUGAGUUUAAGCUCUUGAAGAAGAGGAUUGAUGAGAUGUAUCAGGUUAAUUUGAUUCUUGAUAAUUUACCCGCCAUUCGAUACACUAGGAAGGAGGGUUUUUUCUUGCGGUGGACAGGGUAUCCGGUUGGAAUUAAGGUUCAAGAUGUGUAUUAUGUAUUUAAUCAUUUGAAAUUUACAGUUCUUGUUCAUAAGUACGAGGAGGCCAAUGUUGCUCGUGUGAUGGGUACUGGGGAUGGAGCCGAGGUGAUCCCAACGGUUGGGAAGUCGGGAUCGGAGAAGCCUGGUUACAUGGUUGUUGGGUUUGAGGUGGUCCCUUGUAGUAUCCAGCACAAUGCCGAGUCACUGAAGAAUUUGAAAAUAUUUGGUACAUUCCCAUCUGCAAUUAAAUGUGAUCCCACCACUGUGGCCAUGCCUAUUAAGGAAAAUGAGCCUCUGGCAUUUACGUAUGAGGUCUCAUUUGUGGAGAGUGACAUUAAGUGGCCAUCAAGAUGGGAUGCUUAUUUGAAGAUGGAGGGAGCGAAAGUCCAUUGGUUCUCAAUUCUCAAUUCCCUUAUGGUGAUCACUUUCUUGGCUGGUAUAGUUCUUGUGAUCUUCUUGAGGACAGUUAGGCGGGAUCUGACUCGCUAUGAAGAACUCGACAAGGAAGCUCAAGCCCAAAUGAAUGAGGAGUUAUCAGGAUGGAAACUUGUCGUGGGAGAUGUUUUCCGCGCUCCAAGCAACCCUUCUCUUUUAUGUGUUUUAGUUGGAGAUGGGGUUCAGAUUCUUGGGAUGGCAGUUGUGACGAUUUUGUUUGCCGCUCUUGGUUUCAUGUCACCGGCUUCUCGUGGAACACUGAUUUCAGGUAUGCUAUUUUUCUACAUGAUACUUGGAAUUGCAGCUGGUUAUGUUGCUGUUCGUAUGUGGAGGACAAUCUUCUGUGGUGAUUCCAAAGGAUGGGUUUCAGUCUCUUGGCGGGUUGCUUGUUUCUUCCCUGGUAUUGCCUUUUUUAUUCUAACCAUUUUGAAUUUCUUAUUGUGGGGUAGUCACAGCACAGGAGCAAUCCCAUUUUCUCUCUUUGUGAUUCUAAUUCUGUUGUGGUUCUGUAUCUCGGUUCCCCUUACCCUUGUUGGUGGUUACUUUGGGGCAAGGGCACCUCAUAUUGAAUUCCCUGUUCGAACCAAUCAAAUCCCCCGGGAAAUCCCAGCUCAAAGAUACCCAUCUUGGCUUUUAGUUCUUGGGGCUGGGACACUCCCAUUCGGUACACUUUUCAUUGAGCUCUUCUUUAUCAUGUCUAGUAUUUGGAUGGGCCGUGUGUACUAUGUUUUCGGAUUCCUCUUCAUUGUCUUGAUCCUUCUUGUUGUGGUUUGUGCGGAAGUGUCUCUAGUUCUAACCUACAUGCAUCUUUGUGUGGAGGACUGGAAAUGGUGGUGGAAAUCCUUCUUUGCAUCUGGUUCAGUUGCCAUAUACAUCUUUCUUUACUCCAUAAACUACCUCGUAUUUGAUCUAAAGAGCUUGAGUGGACCUGUCUCUGCCACUCUUUACUUGGGCUAUUCACUAUUCAUGGUCGUAGCAAUCAUGCUUGCAACGGGCACGGUCGGGUUCCUUUCUUCAUUUUGGUUUGUGCAUUUCGUAUUCUCUUCAGUGAAGCUGGACUGAAGAAUUUCCUUCAACUCGGUUUCAGACUCGGACAAAGGGCAGCUUUUGGGCAUUGGAGAAAUGGACAGCGUCUUUAUAGUUGAUUUGCUUGUGUCACUUGUCUUGAAUAUGCCUAUUUUUUUUCUAGGAAAUUUGGAAAAAUUAAGACAAUUGCUUCAUCCAGUUUUGUUAUAAUUCUUUACUCGAUGGAAAUCUUUGCAUGAUAGUAAAGUUGCAUUCUGGUGGA
Ilex paraguariensis (yerba mate) is the source of this 2448-nucleotide messenger RNA. Lineage: Eukaryota; Viridiplantae; Streptophyta; Magnoliopsida; Aquifoliales; Aquifoliaceae. The record is from the annotation of a GenBank genome assembly.